Paralichthys olivaceus (Japanese flounder) is the source of this 6224-nucleotide messenger RNA. Lineage: Eukaryota; Metazoa; Chordata; Actinopteri; Pleuronectiformes; Paralichthyidae. The record is from RefSeq and is a predicted model, not a curated record.
GGCUCGGGUUUCAGAGACGCGCACUGACUGACGGACUGACCUACGGCACAUAGUGGAAGCGCUCCGACGUGAAGCAGCGAAUGGGACAAACGGAGCAGAACGCACAGGAAUAAGCGCAACGUGCCCGAGAACUCAGGAGCAUCACUGACUGACUGAUGACACUGCACAGAAUGUCUUCUGUCUUAACUUUACUCUAAGUUACUCAUCCGAGUGCAACCAGGUAGUCUGCUGUGGGGACAGUUUGAAGAAGACGCGCAGAGAGGGAGACAGAGAGAGAGAGAGCCUCUCAUUAUCUCCAAAGUUGCAGGUCCUCUUCUGCUGCUCUUCACCAGAUGAGUAUAGGAGAUAGUGUUUGGAUAAAUCCAAAGUUAAAAGUCUGAAAUGGAACAGGAUCAGAAGUGGGGAGUCUCUGGACAGACGGGUGAGCAGUGGAGGAGUGGCAGCGAUCAGCAGGAGAAGAAAGCUUCGCGGCAGCCUCUCUGGAGGAAUUGGAGAGAUCUGUCCGGCGUUACGCUUUGCAUCGCCGUGUCCGUCCUGUGCCUUGGAGUUUGCGUUGUGGUUUUUGUGCGCGCCUCGGAGCUGCAGUCCAGGGUGUGGAGCCUGGAGCAGCGGGACGCGCAGUUCUCCGCGUGGAGGGUGUCUCUGGAGCAGGUGGAGCCCAUUAUCCUGGGCAGACUGGACCAGAUCCUGGAGGAGAAGCUUGCGGCGCGGCUACCAAAGACACGGGAGGUGAGAGAAGCUCCCCACAGCUGCCUUUGUCCCCCAGGACCUCCAGGUCCUCCUGGACGAGCAGGCUUUCCGGGUGACAAAGGAAGUAUGGGAAUACCAGGGAGAAUGGGCUUAAAAGGACACACAGGGGAGAAGGGAGCACCAGGCGAGCCAGGUCUAUCUAUCAUUGGACCAAGAGGACCUCCUGGACAACCCGGAACAAGAGGCUUUCCAGGCUUUCCGGUAAGUCGUCACUGGGAUGUUUGUUUGGGUCAGAACGGACAGAAGGGAGACAUGGGUCAGCGUGGUCCCAAAGGACAGCCAGGGGAGCUCGGACCCAAAGGAGAGAAGGGCACAUGUGGAGACUACACACACCGGAUGUUGCCCAUCACCGUGCGAAACAUGCCCUCAAUAAGCCCUCUAAUCUUAAAACGCCUCAAGCAGGGCGAGCCUGGAGCGCAGGGACCCCCAGGACCUCCAGGACCCCCUGGACCUCCAGGCUUGAUUGGAGCUAGUGGCACACCGGGUAAACCAGGUGAGCCAGGCAAACCAGGAAAGGACCCAAGGCUCUUACCAGGACUGAAGGGUGAGCCAGGUGUCCCAGGACAUAAGGGUGAUCGAGGCGAUGUGGGCCCAUCAGGUCCUGAAGGCCAUAAGGGAGUUAAAGGUGACCAGGGAAUUGAGGGAGAUGAAGGAAAGAGAGGUUUCCCAGGAGAGAGGGGCGAGAAGGGAGAACCAGGUUUCCCAGGCAGUCCUGGGUUAAAGGGUCAGGCUGGCAUCCCUGGUACCCCUGGCAUCCCUGGCAAGAGGGGCUACAGGGGUGAGAAGGGAGAGCCAAGCAUUGCAGCCCAAGGUAUUAAAGGAGAACCAGGUUUCCCGGGGCUGCCAGGCCUAAUGGGAACCAAGGGUGAAAAGGGUGAUACGGGAGUCGAGGGUAAAGCAGGUCCUGAAGGCCCAGCUGGACCAAGAGGUCCUCCAGGUCCAACUGGAGAGCCAGGAAAGGCUGAAAUUCAGAAUAAUGAAAAUGAUAUUCGCAACAUACCUUUGAUGGGUCCUCCUGGAUUACCUGGACCUCCAGGGUCCCCUGGCAUCCCAGGUGUCAAGGGUGAUGUUGGUCUUCCAGGUCCACCAGGACUGGACGGCGAGAAGGGACCCAGAGGGAAGCCUGGAGAGACUGGUCCUUCAGGCCCAGCUGGUCCUCUAGGUCUCAGAGGCGAGGAUGGUGUCAUGGGCUUCCCGGGACCCAAGGGAGACAUGGGUCCAUCUGGAUCACCUGGUUUAGAUGGCCCUACUGGUGAAAAGGGGGCUACAGGGGCCCCUGGCCCUAUUGGAUUACCUGGCGCAAUGGGUUCUAAAGGCGAACCUGGAGAAGGAGCCAGGUCGGAAAUGAUAUAUGGUCCUCCAGGGCCCCCAGGACCUCCAGGACCAGUUGGCCCAGCAGGAUCCCAAGGAUUUUCGGGGCCUAAGGGAGAGCCAGGCAUCGGCAUCAGAGGAGAAAAGGGAGCAACAGGUCAGAAGGGCGACAAGGGAGACAGAGGCCAUCUUGGACUCCCUGGGGCUCAUGGGUUAGACGGCAGACCGGGUCCAGUGGGUCUAAUAGGACCAGCAGGUGUGUCAGGGCCAGCAGGACCAAAAGGAGAGAGAGGUGAAAAGGGAGACGCAGGAUUACCAGGACCAACUGGGCCUCAAGGCAUCCCUGGUUUAGUAGGACCACAAGGACUCAAAGGGAACCGGGGAGAGAGGGGCAAGAAAGGCAACAGGGGGGCCAAAGGGGAUAAGGGAGACCAAGGAGCACCUGGAUUAGAUGCCCCCUGUCCGUUGGGGGACGAUGGCUUACCUGUACCAGGAUGCUGGAAUAAAGGUCAACAUCCUUUCCAACUGGCUAAGAAGUAGGGCUACCCAAGACUGUCCCCAAGAAGACACAGAGAGGAAACUUGAAGACAUUCUGAGAUAUCUUUGAGUUUUUACUCUAAUCUGGAGUUGGCAUUUUCAACGUUUUUCCGGGAGGCUGGACCCAGGGCCAGUAAUGUUGGAGGCUCCAGUGGCAGCAAUGAGCAUUUUAACUUCAAUAAGACUGAAAAGUACAAACCAGUUAAUCAUUGAAGGCUCUCAGGACAGGACAACCAUCACGAGCCACGGAGAGAUGCUGUACCUACUGAUGUGUUGCUGAUGACUGCAUACACAUAGAUCUAUAAAUCUCUAGUGAAAGUCAUGGACACUUUAGCACAUGCCGUUUGUUGUGUUUCCUAUUGUGACAUCAAUACUGCAACUGUGAUUAAGAAUUCAGAGCAGCUCACAGAGCAGAUAGAUGCCAUGUGUUUCCAUGAAAAGCCAAAAAAACGCGGGAAAAAAAACUAAGGGAGACCCUCUUGAUGAUUCCUUCUUGACACUGCCUUUUUUUUAAAUCCCUUUACCUGCAGCUAUUACAUUUUAUUUGAAUGAUUGUGCAGUAUAGGAAAUACCAGCUUUGACAUCAUGUCUGGUCAUAUAUAAGAUAUAGUUAUAUAUAUUUUACUCUACUAUUGAGGUGUUUAAAAGACACCACAAUUCAAUGUUGUAAUUGUAAGUAUUGUACAAUAUAAGACAAAGGAUUGUAUGUAUAAAAGUACUCAGUCUUUGUAAAUAGAUUGCAUUGAUGAAACAUGGAUUUCACAAACAGAGGGAAUACAAAGGUCAGUAUUCAUGUGCUGAUUAUAUCAUAGUUAUAACUUUCUGCAUUUAUGGUUUUUGAAAAAAACAUGUUUUGGCCUCGUGUUAACCAACACUUUGUAGGUCUGCUAUUUUUAACAUUAGCAUGCUGCAUAUCCAGGCUCUGUAACAUGCCAUGAGAUAUACUGCAUGUACAUACACCUAUUUUUUUUACCUUUUGACUCAAAAACCUUCAUCAGAUGAUGGCAAAUUAUUUAUUGCUUUGUCACCAAUGAUAUGAAUUUAUCUUUAGGUAAUUUAAAAAAAGGAGCUUGUUACAGCAGUGACUGUACACGCAAAUAACAAAAAUGCCUUUCAUCUGUGUUGAAAAUAAUAAUAAUGACUAUCCUGUUUCAAAUCAAAUGUCCAGAAGCAUUCCUUAUGUCAUAUUGACAGCUGCCUUUUAAACAGACCGGGGUCAAAAUGGUGUUUCAUUUUUAUUUAUUUGUUGGUUUUUCUUCUGUUCUUUUUCUUGAGUAAUUUGAGAUGUAAGAAAUUGUUUUAAGGGUUUCAUUGUUUUCAAAAGGUGCAAGUGUUGCUACAGAACAUUAUUUAGUGGGUGAGAUUUGCCUGUUACAAUUCUUUUAAUUUAAAUCAAUAGUUGUACUGUGUGUGAUUGGAAUCUUCAUAAAAAUUACAUGAUGUAAAUUAGGAUAAAAGAUUGGAGUGGGUACUGAUUUGAUAUUUAAAAAGAAAAUCUUUGAUGUCUGAGAGCUCAGAGUGCUGUAACUUUAAAAAACAAGAGCAAAAAAAGGACAACAUCACAUUUUCACAUUGUUGGGUUCUGAUAUGUUUUCUCUAUUUAAUUGUUUAGUGUACUUAAUUGUUUUUUCUCCAUUGGAUCACAUUGUCCAUCUUGUAUUUGUAUAUAAAAGUAAUACAGUGACCUGAGCUCUCUUGGACAUACACAAACGUUACUGGUAUUAACAUUUGAUUUUUCAGUUUGAUAGUUUAAGUUACCAUUUAAAAAAAAUCCCCAUCAGUCAAUGUAACACGCAACAACUCAUUUAUAUAACAGAUACACUCACAGAUUUAUGUCCUUUACAGAACUGGUUGUUGUAAAAAAACAUCUUUAACUUUUUACACCUGAAAGUUUUUAUUUCUGUUUCUGCUUCACAUUUCACAUUUCUGUUUUGCACAAAUAUGAAACUAACACAUUUCUUUCAAAGUGAGAACAAGUUGUACAUUUGCCAUAUUUACUUGGUUUGCUUUGCCACAACCUUUCUCUAUCUUUAAGCCAUAGAAAAGCAACAAUGUACUCUUUAUACGAACAAAGGGUUACAGAAUAUAUGGUUCAUGUAAUAUUUACAAAUGUUUGUUUUGAUCCAUCCACCGAAAGUCGUUUCUGGACAUAAUUCAGUUAUUAUACAUAUACUGUUUGGUUUUGUGUCAAAUAUGAAGCUGUAUCUGUGCAACAUGUCAUGCCUGUGACUCUUUCACUUGAUGAGCUCUUCUGUUAAGCCAUAAUACACAGAGAUUUGCCAUUGAGAUGGCCACUAGAAUGAUAAAAAGACAAUUUCUUUACUAAAUUGUUUGACAUCAAGUUUAGUACUAAAUAUGGUGUAGUAAAAUAGUACUUGUACUAUUAAUAAUGAUUCGUCCCAACUCACACAGAUUAAAAAUAAAGAUGGCUGACAUGUCCUCCCACUGAAAACAUAAAUAUCAUGGAUAUGGGUGCUGCCAUCUGACACUGUUGACUUUAAUAGGAGCCCUUGUCUGUGCAGUAAUGAUCAUUAAUCAGUACUACACAGUAACAAGGUCUCAUGAGUACACACCCCUGACGUUUCAUCGUCAAUGGAGUGUACUCAUGAGACCUUGAUAACAUCAACUUUUUUAUGUAAAACUAAAGAAAAAGUUAAACAGGACACAAAACACUCUUUGGAAAUGUAUUUAUUUGAUGUGUAUUUUGAAUUUUUGGUUUAGUCCAUGUCCUAUCUUCUAACAUGUAGGGGGUGGAGUUUAUGAUUUGUACUGUAGCAGGUCACUACGUGGCAAUCAGGAUAUUUUGGAUAGUUUGGGGGAGCUGUCAUGUCAUCCAUCUAUCUAAACCUAACCCUAACAAGAGUACUGAAAGAAUGAAAGUCCUUGGUAUUCAGGAAUGGAACAGUCUUCAAGUGAAAAAUUGUGAGUCUCUACUUUGGAUCUGCAGGAUCAUUUGCACAAUUCGCAAAUAUAAAAUAUGUUUUGGGCUAACACUAUUAGCAUUUCUAUUUGUAACAAAACAAAGAUAAACCACUGUUAAACAUCUUGCUUUAAAUUUGAUAAAAAGGAGAUAUUCUAUGUAUAAAUCUUUUUGAUGUGAAACUCUGUACUAUCAGUUUAGAACAGUAUUUGAGGAUGGAUAAGUGGGCAUUAUACAGAAUUUGCAUGUAAUUGUUUAGCCUGUAUGGAGCACUAUUAUUUACAUUUGUUUUCAUCUUUUGUUUCUUUAUAUUGGAAUGUUAGAUCUACUCGACAUUUGAUGAUUUUUUUCUCUAUAGUCAAAAGAAAUCUGAUAGCCGAGUGACUUUUGUGCCGAUUUCUAUGCUACCACCACCUUGAAUUGAUAUGUGUAACAUUGUUUUCCAUGAUUCAAUAUGACUUCCAACCACAGGUGAGGAAUUCACUGCAGCCCACAUGCUGCAACCUACACCUGUUAUUUAAGUGUGGUGUCACAAUGGAAUAAGGUAAUGACAUUGUUUUUGCUUUCCAAAAGAAUUUAUCUUUAUUUUUUAUAAUCCAAACAAUGGCAGCUGUUGUUACUGAUUGCCGAACAGAUUCACUGCUAAGUACAAUUAAAGUAUUUCAGCAAUUUGUCACUGACUCAGAAUAAAGAAACCAAAUUGCAA